Molecule: messenger RNA, 891 nt
Organism: Nerophis lumbriciformis (worm pipefish)
Lineage: Eukaryota; Metazoa; Chordata; Actinopteri; Syngnathiformes; Syngnathidae
Source: RefSeq, a predicted model, not a curated record
GCAACUAAGGGACUACUAACCCGUGGAGGUGGAGCAGAUGCUGAGCAGCAGACCCUGAAAAGCAUCGCUAGAAAUAUGCAUGAACAAAAGUACAAGAGAGUCAUUGUGAUGGCAGGGGCAGGCAUUAGCACCCCGAGUGGGAUCCCCGAUUUCAGGUCCCCCGGAAGCGGUCUCUAUGACAACCUGCAGCAGUAUAACCUGCCUUAUGCUGAGGCUAUUUUUGAAAUUGCCUUUUUUCGUCACAACCCUAAACCAUUCUUUGCCCUGGCCAAAGAGUUAUAUCCAGGAAAUUACCAGCCCAACACUACUCACUAUUUUGUGCGGCUGCUGCACGAGAAAAGGCUGCUUCUCAGAAUGUACACACAGAAUAUUGAUGGCCUUGAAAGAUUGGCCGGGAUUCCUCCUGAGAUGCUCGUGGAGGCCCACGGUACAUUUGCUACAGCCACAUGCACUGUUUGCCGAAGAAAAUACGCGGGAGAAGACCUGCGCCCAGAGUUAAUGAGCGGACUUAUUCCCAAAUGUCCGACCUGUACAGGCGUAGUAAAGCCGGACAUAAUAUUUUUUGGAGAGGAGCUGCCACCUCACUUCUUCAAGUAUCUCACAGACUUUCCGUUUGCAGAUCUACUGAUCAUCAUGGGAACAUCACUGGAGGUGGAGCCCUUUGCCAGUCUGGCUGGAGCUGUGCGUGGCUCUGUUCCUCGGCUACUCAUCAAUAGGGACUUAGUUGGUCCAUUUGCAUUGCAAAACAGCCGACCAUGUGAUGUUGUGCUGCUGGGUGAUAUAGUAAGUGGCGUCCAUAGUUUGGUCGAUGCCCUCGGUUGGAAUCAGGAGCUGGAGGCCCUGAUCGCAACGUCUGCCCAGAAGAGUGCCACAAAGACAAAUGAAGAAUGA